Messenger RNA from Drosophila busckii, 1181 nucleotides. RefSeq lists its product as uncharacterized. The coding region runs from base 165 to 1169 and encodes 334 amino acids. The record is from RefSeq and is a predicted model, not a curated record. Gene Ontology annotation, molecular function: protein binding. Lineage: Eukaryota; Metazoa; Arthropoda; Insecta; Diptera; Drosophilidae. The transcript is spliced from 3 exons.
ACAAAUUCCCUAAAGAAUCUCUGAUUGCGGCCCCCUGUCCUUUAGUUGUCGCCCAGAACUCGGAACAAUCGGUGUCACAAAGUGUUCAUUAGUGCCCUAGUACGCGUGAGAAUAUUUCAAAAAUAAAACUAAAUAAUAUUUACAUAAGUCCACGAUUAUUGGCGAUGUCACAUUGGUCUAUAAAUGUGACAUGUGUUCUUUUAGUCACGGCUGUUGUGCUUGGAGAAAUUGUUGACAACAGUCUGAAUCCCGCGGAGCAUGAUGAAGCCAACUCUAAAUUGCCCAGUGAGGUUCAAAGGGCUGUGUGCACUGUAAACGCCGGCGAGGUCAAAGCAUCCGCGGAAGCAGUGACCACAAAAACUCUAAAGGGCGUUUGUGGAUCCGAUGAAAUGAAUCUGGCCUUUCGGAAUCUAGAGGAGAAAAUGUACAGUGAGCUGCGUGAAAUCAAAGAUUUGCUUAUGAAGUUGCAAGCAGCGCCAAGUAGUAACUCUAUAAACAACGCGCAGCUAGAGAAAUUUACAACAAAUAAGCCUUUAGCUAAUAAAGUGCUGAAACUUGAGCAGAUAGCUUUAAAACCCAUCCAGGAGGCUACUACCAAGCGUCCAGCAAUGUUGAAGAGUAUCGAGGAGGAUACCACCAAGCGAGCACCACAGUUAAAGAGCAUGGAGUCUGCCUUGGAGAGAGAGCAAGAGAUAUUUAGGUUCAACAAUACCAUGCUGGCAGAUCAGGACUUUCAGUUAUUUACUUAUUAUUGGAAGCUAGAAAAUGUCACUGAACAUAUCGACGAUGUUGAGACGAAAACCCUCAAGAGUCCUGUAUUCAGCAUAAGAGGCAGAAAUCUCCAACUCAAGUGCACUUUUGGGCAUUUACAACGCGAGCUCAUAAUGCUGCAGCUCGCAUUGGCGCAACCAGCUCAUGGACAUGGUAAGGAGAACAACAUUAUACUGGACAUGGGCGGGCAGUAUAAGCAACUGAAAUGGGCAGAGCAUUUGCCAUUGAAGCACAAGAUAUCGCUGCUUGAUCAGCAUGCAGGUCAUCGACACACAGAUCUAAGCUCGCAGGAACUGAACAAAUUGGAUAUGGGAUUCUCUAUACCAAACAGCGCAGUGCUGGGCAGUAACUAUGUGAGGCACAACUCGCUGUUGAUACAAAUUAUUUUAUAUUUGUGAAAAUUUAUACAA